Scomber japonicus (chub mackerel) is the source of this 5082-nucleotide messenger RNA. It is a transcript of the gene pik3cd, whose product is annotated as phosphatidylinositol-4,5-bisphosphate 3-kinase, catalytic subunit delta. Gene Ontology annotation, biological process: phosphatidylinositol-mediated signaling; phosphatidylinositol 3-kinase/protein kinase B signal transduction; phosphatidylinositol-3-phosphate biosynthetic process. Gene Ontology annotation, cellular component: phosphatidylinositol 3-kinase complex; plasma membrane; cytoplasm. The transcript has 23 exons. The record is from RefSeq and is a predicted model, not a curated record. Gene Ontology annotation, molecular function: 1-phosphatidylinositol-3-kinase activity; 1-phosphatidylinositol-4-phosphate 3-kinase activity. The coding region runs from base 270 to 3395 and encodes 1041 amino acids. Lineage: Eukaryota; Metazoa; Chordata; Actinopteri; Scombriformes; Scombridae.
CGCACGGACGGACGUGCUUCACUUCACAUCACAGAAGCCGUGCGGGCGCUUCGUCCUCCUGAGCCGGAUUUAAAACACACAUCUCAUCAGCUCGCCUUGCCUUGACGGACCUACCCCGACAGCUUCUCAGUCUUUCCGGAGCCAAAAAUGUCACCGUGACGUUACAACCUCCAUGUUCACCGUAACCAAACCAUGAAGAGAUGACCGGCGUGUAGCGCUGACAGCCAGAGAGCAGUAGAGGAGCUGAUGGUAAAUGAGAGGCCGUCACCAUGCCCUCGGGGAAGUAUGGGAUGCAGGAGGAAUGGGAGAGGGAGGGGAACCAGGAGAUCAUGAUGGACUUCCUGCUGCCCACUGGGAUCUUCCUCAAAUUCCUCGUGCCUCGUAACGACACCAUCAAAAACAUCAAAAAGAUGGUUUGGAGAAGUGCCAGAGAUGAGGCUCUGUUUGGUGAACUGGGUGAUCCCGACGCAUACGUCUUCACCUGCAUCAACGAAACAGCAGAGAGGGAGGAACUGGAAGAAGAAUCGAGGCGCCUAUGUGACGUGCGGCCCUUCAUGUGUGUUUUGAGGCUGGUGGCUAGGGAGGGUGACCGUGUGGAGAAGCUCACUAACGCCCAAAUCGGCCUGUUAAUUGGAAAAGGUCUGCAUGAGUUUGAGGCCCAGAAGAACCAUGAGGUGCAUGAGUUUCGAACUAAGAUGCGUACAUUUUGCGAAGAGAAGGCUCAGGAGCGGCAGACAUGGCCAUGGAACCAAUGGAUGGAGUACAGUUUCCCAUGUAACCUGGAGCCAAGCUGUGCGCCCCAGCGUGGGAGCCUGAAGUCAAAAACAACUAAAAAGAUGUUGGUCAAUGUCAAAUUUGAGGGCAGCGAUGAAAGCUUCAUGCUGCAGCAGGACCCUCGGGACCUGCCGGAGGCUCUGAUCAAGAGUGCCCUGAAGAAGAAGGCCACCGUCUUCCGCUUAGUGCGACAAGAGCCUGAGGACUACACCCUAAAGGUCAACGGGAGUUGGGAGUUCAUCUAUGGGAAUCACCCCCUGUGCCAGUUCAAAUACAUUUUCUCAUGUUUGAGAAAUGGCCAGAACCCUCAUCUAACCCUAGUGAGCCACUCCACCAUCAGCAAAUAUCAGGAUGAGCAGUGUAAAAUGUGCAGCCAGUCGCUCCUUGUCAAUCGCUCCAUGUCCAGACCUCCUCCACUGCCACUGAAAAAACAGAACACCUCCUCUCUGUGGUCCAUCACUGAAAAUUUCUACAUUCACCUGCUGCAGGGCAGCCGAGUCAAUGCAGACGAAGGAAUGAAGUUGGUGGUGCAGGCGGGUCUGUUCCAUGGCAGUGAGCUGCUCUGUAAGGUGGUGACAAGCUCCGAGGUGCCUGUGUGCUCUGAGCCGCUGUGGGAUCAGAGGCUGGAGUUUGACAUUAACGUGGCUGACCUGCCACGCAUGAGUCGCCUGUGCUUUGCACUCUACGCUGUCAUUGAGAAAACCAAGAAACCCCGCGGCACCAAAAAGAAGAAUAAGAAGGCGGAUUGUCCGAUUGCCUGGGUGAACACCAUGGUGUUUGACUACAAGGACCAGCUGAAGACCGGGGAGUUCCUCUUGUCCACAUGGCCAUCUGUUCCCGAUGACAAAAUCGACCUGUUGAACCCAAUGGGAACCGUUGAGAAGAACCCCAAUGUUGACAGUGCUGCAGGGCUUCACAUUCACUUCCCAAACAUCAGGCCAUAUCCUCUGUACUACCCUCCACUUGAAAAGAUCAAUGAAAAGGAAAGAAAUGGCGAGGCAGCUGUUGUAACUAAAGAAGAUUACAUGAAGCUAAAAGAAAUAAUGGACAACAAAAACUACACCGAGUUUUUCGAGGACGAGAAAGAGCUUUUGUGGAAGCUUCGUGCUGAAGUCCGUGAACGUUAUCCUGAAAAUCUGUCCAAGCUGCUUCUCAUCACCAAGUGGAAUAAGUUGGAGGAUGUAGUUCAGAUGUUGGCUUUACUGAGGAAUUGGCCAGAACUCCCCGCCAUCAAUGCCUUGGAGCUCUUAGACUACAGUUUUCCUGACCCAGCCGUUCGUUCUUUCACUAUCAGAUGCCUCAGGAAGCUCAGUGAUAAUGAACUGCUACAGUAUUUAAUCCAGCUGGUCCAGGUCCUGAAGUAUGAGUCCUACCUAGACUGUGACCUCACCACUUUCCUCCUAGAGAGGGCUUUAUCCAACAGGAGGAUAGGACACUUUCUGUUUUGGCAUCUCAGGUCAGAGAUUCACGUGCCAUCUGUGAGUUUGCGUUUUGGUCUGAUUCUUGAGGCCUACUGCAGGGGAAACAUCCACCACAUCAAGCUCUUAACCAAACAGAGCGAGGCUCUGAGCAAGAUGAAGGCCCUGAGUGACUUUGUCAAGUCGGGUUCCCAAAAGAUCUCAGCGGAGGACCUGAAGCUAUGUAUCAGACAGGAGUCCUACCUGGAGGCCCUGUCAGACCUGCUGUCACCACUUAACCCCAGCGUCACCCUCUCUGAAAUCUGUGCAGAUAAGUGCAGAUUUAUGGACUCCAAGAUGAAGCCACUAUGGCUGAUGUACAAGAACCCCGGGGCUUUUCCAGAGAUGGUGGGCAUCAUCUUCAAGAACGGAGAUGAUCUUCGACAAGACAUGUUGACCCUCCAGAUGAUCCAGCUCAUGGAGAAUUUAUGGAAGAAAGAAGGCCUGGAUCUCAGGAUGAUCCCAUAUGGCUGCUUGUCCACUGGGAAUAAAAUGGGGCUCAUUGAGGUAGUGAAGAACUCCGACACCAUCGCCAAUAUCCAACUUAACAGCAGUACCAGUGCUGCAACGGCUGCCUUCAACAAGGACGCCCUGCUCAACUGGCUCAAAUCUAAGAAUCCAGAGGACAAACUUGAUCAAGCAAUAGAGGAGUUCACAUUGUCUUGUGCUGGCUACUGUGUAGCUACUUAUGUCUUGGGCAUUGGCGAUCGUCACAAUGACAAUAUCAUGAUCAGGGAAACUGGACAGCUAUUCCACAUUGACUUUGGGCAUUUCCUGGGCAACUUCAAGCGGAAAUUAGGGAUCAACAGGGAGCGUGUGCCUUUUAUCUUGACCUAUGACUUUGUCCAUGUGAUCCAAGAAGGAAAGACCAACAACAGUGACAAGUUUGAGAGGUUCAGGGAGAACUGUGAGCGGGCCUAUAAGAUCCUGUGUCGGAACGGAACGCUGUUUGUCAACCUCUUUGCUAUGAUGAAGGCAGCAGGACUUCCUGAGCUUACGUCCUUCAAAGACAUUCAGUAUCUAAAGGACUCUUUGGCUUUGGGCAAAUCAGAAGAAGAAGCCCUGAAGAACUUCAAAGUGAAGUUCAAUGAAGCUCUGCGAGAGAGCUGGAAGACCAAAGUCAACUGGAUGAUGCACUCCUUGUCCAAAGAUAACAGACCGUGAAGAACACUGAACCAAAAUGAUUAAUUUAUGGAGUAAAAAGGGAAGAACACACAAUCAGAUACUUAUUAUUAUUACUUAUUUUAUUGAUGACAUUCAAGGACACUCAGCAAAUGUUUACACCUGACUGACCCGUUUGUAGCAAGGAACAACUAAGUGGAGGCCUCCGGAGACAGCAAGAUAAUCACGGAGUGUAAAGCAGAUAUUUUCAUGACAAAGGAAGCCCAUCACACUCAUCUUUCUGCCAUCACAGAACGGGAUUGUACUUGUGUUUUCGAUGUGUUGAGAUGACUACUUGAAAACUACCUUUAGCAGGAAGCAAACUGCAAACAAACUUUAUGAUGACUUUAGUUGUCUGUUAGUUGUGGAGUACAGCAAUGUGGGCAGCAGCUUCACCUCAAGUCUUUCAUAUGAUUUACAACUGUCCAUGGUGAUGAUUUCCUCUCAUUUCAAAUGCCUCUUUGCAAUUGUGUCUUUUAUUUUAUUAUAUUGUAUUUUAUUUAAUUUGAAAUACUUGUACAAAGAUAUUUUUAAAACAAAUGUGUUUUAUUGCCUGAAGCUCAGUAUGUUGCCUAUAUAGUGCCAGUAGAAUGGAAAGAUUGUAACAAUGGGAAUUCAUUGAGAUUGGAAGUGUGGUUCUGAGAUUAGAAGCUAUUUUGAAUGAGACCUUCAUUUAAUAACACCCCUGUGUUACAGGCUGUGUUUACUACACCAUUAAUAAUGCAAAUAAGACUGUGGACUUGCAUAAGUCAUGAUACUUAGGGGACAUGUGGUACACAUGACCCUUUUUGAAAGUGUACAUCUGGACUAUGUAUGCUAUUUCAGAUGAUGCAGUACUGUUUCUGUUGUUUUCUGAUAUUUAAGGUAUGCACUGCGAUUUCCCAUCUUGUUUUUUAACUGAUGUGCCAGGUGCCGUGAAAGAGAUUUCAUGCUUACAAUGACAUACACCUCUAUACUUUGACAUAUCUGAUGCAGUGCAAAAAUGAUAUUUGUCUGUUUAAAUGAGCCUAUGUGUGCUGUAUGAUUUAAAUUUAUGGUCCGUUCAGAUUACUUUACAUGCUGUAUAUUCAGCUGUCAGUCCUGCAAGGACCACUUGAAUAGAAGGAUACAAUGUGCUUUUCAGAGCCAUUUUAUUUUGCAUAGGAGUUUGAAUUAAUACUUUGUUCAAUGAUGACUUUUACAGAAAAGCAAGUGUAGCUGUAGAUUACACAGCAAGAAGAUUUAAAUACCUUAAGCUACUGAAAUAUUCACUUUGGAACAGACUUUAAAUAUGGGUCAUGACUGUCCCUCAGUAUGGGCUUAGCUAAACACUUUGCUGCUGCUUUAGGCCUGGAAGAGUGAGUCUAUUGAGUGUAUGUGCUACUUUUGCAAGUUGUACAAUAUACUGCUGUUGCCUUUUGAAUUGAUUGUAAUUCUUGAAUUCUGUCCAAUGAUGCAAAACAUUCUGAGGCUUAGGCCUGAUUUACUUGUGUGCAGCUAAAACAGAUAAAUCAUCCUGUCAGCAUAGUAGGUCUGAUAUAGACCUGUCCUUCAUCUGCAUCCUGUUUUUACAUUUCCUUUUCUUGCUGUUGGGAGGAGAACAUACUCUCAAUAAACUGUUUGCAACAGCACAGCUUAGUGAGGCUUACUUUGAGCCAUGUCAUCAUUUUCCUUAAUGGUCUACGUAUCUUUCAGAUUUAAAAAGGCUGAU